Effrenium voratum is the source of this 1470-nucleotide messenger RNA. NCBI's taxonomy places the organism in Eukaryota, Dinophyceae, Suessiales, Symbiodiniaceae. The record is from the annotation of a GenBank genome assembly.
AUGGAGCUUGAAUAUUUGGCCGAGGGCACAAGUUUGCCAGACUCGGCGAGUGGUCUGAAAAUUUCCGGACUUACGGCGGAUAGCCGGAACGUCGAGCCGGGUUUCCUGUUUGCCGCCCUCAAGGGUGCCAGGACAGACGGGAGCCUGUUCGCGCCGGGUGCCGUCGAGGCCGGGGCUGUUGCGUUGUUGUGCGCUAAGGAUGCGGAGCAACAGCUGCGUGCGGCCAUCCCCGAGAAUGUUGCCGUUAUUGCGGCUGAAGAACCGCGGCAAGUGUUUGCGAAAAUGGCUGCGAGGUUUUUCGGUGCCCAGCCUGAUAUUGUCGUUGCCGUUACCGGAACAGCCGGCAAGACUUCCGUUGCGCAUUUCGUACGUCAGAUAUUCCAGUCUGCGGGUCAUCCGGCCGCAAGCCUCGGGACGCUGGGUACGAUCAAACCUGAUGGUAUCAGUUAUGGCGGGUUGACGACCCCGGAUCCGGUGGCGCUUCACAGGGAGCUUGCCGAACUGGAAGCCGAAGGCAUCAACCACGCGGCCCUGGAAGCGUCGUCCCACGGACUUGAUCAAUUUCGCCUGGAUGGAGUGCGGUUGACUGCGGCAGCUUUCACAAAUCUGGGCCGCGACCAUAUGGACUAUCACGCGACCAUCGAGGACUACCUUUGCGCCAAACUCCGUCUGUUUGAGGAUUUGUUGCCGGAUGGUGGAACAGUUGUCGUGGAUCCCGCUGAAAAAUAUGCAGACCGGGUCCUGGACGUUGCCGGCCGGCGCGGACUGCCGGCUUUCACGGUCGGUGAAACAGGCCGAGACCUGAAACUGACAGGAAUACGUGCGGUCGGAGCCGGACAGGAACUGACGCUGCAGACAGCGCGUGGCGAAUACAAGAUCACGCUACCGCUGAUCGGGCGCUUUCAGGUGUCCAAUGCCUUGAUUGCAGCCGGAUUGGCGAUUGCGGCUGGAACCGACAGCGGCUUGGUCCUGCGGUCUCUGGAAAAUCUGAAAGGUGCACCGGGUCGACUGGAACUUGCAGGCAGGACGGCUUCCGGCGGACUGGUCUUUGUCGACUAUGCGCAUAAGCCGGACGCGCUUGACAAUGCACUUGCUGCGCUGAAGCCGUUUGCGACCGGAAAAUUGUCCGUUGUCGUGGGCGCGGGUGGUGACCGGGAUCCGGGCAAACGCGAGCUCAUGGGCGCUGCUGCCUCCCGAAACGCGGAUCUGGUCAUUGUGACUGACGACAAUCCACGCUCAGAAGAUCCGGCGGUCAUCCGCAAAGCCGUCAUGUCAGGCGCUCCGCAAGCAAUUGAGAUCGGCGACCGAUUUGACGCUAUUGCCGAAGGAAUUCAUCGGCUCAAUGCGGGCGAUAUCCUGUGCGUUGCAGGAAAAGGUCACGAAACCGGCCAGAUUGUUGGCGACACAGUGAUUCCCUUUUCCGACCACGAAGCUGUGCAGCGUGCCAUCAGCCUUGAAGGAGACACAUGA